ACAGAGUGGGCGAAGAUGGCGUCGAGUAAGAAGAGUGGGAAUAGUAGAAUUGACAAAGGUGUAAAUGGAAGACGGUCUUCUAAACACAAAGAGGGGCCAGUGGUCCCAGCUGCUGACACUGACAAGACCCACCUGAUCAGAGAGGAGACAGACCAGGACAGUGCCUUGAACUCGGAUGCCGUGAUGGACACUAAGGCAGUGUUUGCGGCCCUGUACAGCGUGUGUGAGGAGAAUGCAGCGUUCUUCUCAGGAGGAGCGAAGGGGGCCCAGGGCGACACAGCGCGGCGGCUAGUGGACUCCAUGACUCUCAUUCAGGAGCAUGCUCGCAGUCUGGAGCCUGUUAUCACCGGCUUCGCUGCCAUCUAUCACCACUUUGACUUUGACCCGCACAUACCUGCUAACGGCUAUCGCUCCCUGGUCAAGGUGGUGCGUUGCUGCCUUCUCCACAUCAUCCACAAGGGGCGCUACAUUGCGGCCAACCGGCGUAGCAUCUUCUUCCGGGCAGCGCACAAUGCCGGGGAGAUGGAGGCGUACUGCAGUGCCCUGUGCCAGCUGCGUGCCCUGCUUUAUCUGGCCCAGCGCCUGCUACAUGACAACAGCCACGGAAACCUCUUUUUUCAGGAGGAAAGUGGCCUCAGCCAGAGCUUCAUCCGUGAAUACUCCUCCAUGCACAAAGGCUGCUUCUACGGCCGCUGCCUGGGCUUUCAGUUCACUCCAGCCAUCCGGCCUUGUCUCCAGACCAUUGCCAUCGGCCUCGUGGCCUUUGGAGACAACUACAGACGCCAUCAGUCAGGAAUAGUGGAGGCAGGAAAUAUUGCACCAUAUGGUGUUGCAGCCAGCUCUUUCUUUACCUCAGGCAAGUAUGCCAUCGAUCCAGAGCUGAGGGGGGCUGAGUUUGAACGCAUCACCCAGAACCUGGACGUCCAUUUCUGGAAGACUUUCUGGAAUAUUACUGAGACAGAGGUCCUGUCGAGUCUUGCCAGUAUGACAUCAACCACAGUCAAGGUGAACCGUGCUCUCUCUGUGCCCCCCAUGCCCUUCGACCUUCCCGUGGUAGCCAACCCCAAAACAACUGUAACCAUUGCGCCGCCGUCAGCACAUAUUGGCAUUGCCCCCAUUCAGAUGAGGCUCAUUUCUCACGAAUUACGUGAAGGACAGGACAGUGAGGCUCUGCUGUCUCUCUCCCGCUCAGAGGGCGGCGCCAUCUCUCUUUCACUGGGGCUAAAAACCAAGCGCAGCCCCUCAUCUCCCUGCCUUGUGGUCCACUUCCAUGGAGGAGGCUUUGUGGCACAGACGUCCAAGUCCCAUGAGCCCUAUCUGAAGAGUUGGUCCCAGGAACUUGGUGUCCCCAUCCUGUCAGUGGACUACUCCCUGGCCCCCGAGGCCCCUUUCCCCAGGGCCCUGGAGGAGUGUUUCUACGCGUACUGCUGGGCUCUCAGGAACCACCAUCUACUGGGUUGGACCGGGGAGAAAGUGUGUCUAGUUGGCGACAGCGCGGGAGGCAACUUGUGUGUGACGACAUCGAUGCGCGCCGCUGCUCACGGUGUGCGAAUGCCAGAUGGUAUCGUGGCAGCCUACCCAGCUACCCUGCUCACCGCCUACGCCUCACCCUCCCGCCUGCUUACUCUUAUGGAUCCCCUGCUGCCACUCAGUGUGCUCUCCAGGUGUCUCAGCGCCUACGCAGGCACUGAGCCGCAGACAGAGAAACAGGUGGAGAAGGUGAGCACACUGAGCAUGGUGAGGAGAGACACAGCACUGCUGCUCCGAGAUUUCCGACAGGGAGCCUCCAACUGGAUCCACUCUCUGCUGGACCCCAACAGAGCUUCAGCGACCACCAACACAGAUGCCGAGGUUCCAGCAGCACCCACUGACGGGGUGAGGAAGAGCAUAUCAGAGGCAUCCAUCUCUUCUCCUCACUCAGAUCCUCCUGUGCCCCCACAGCCCUCAGACUUCUCCACCAGGAGAGUAUCUCUUAAAAGCCAGACUUGCCAGGACCUGCUGGCCCACAACAGUCCCUCUACCCGCAGUGCACCACUGCUCACCGAGUGCACUCCAGAAGACGUGAGUUUCUUCCUCUCCAAGGAACAAGAUGACUCCAUAUCCAGCGCCCUGUCUUCAGUGGCCAUACCACCCCCUGCUGGCCGGGAGGGGUCAGAGCUGGAGCACCCCAGGGAGUACCCUCUAGGGUUUGAGCCUCUGCGCUCGGAGCAGCUGGCUGAGAUGAGGUUGCAGAGUUCUCCUGUGGUCAGGGACCCCUACUGCUCGCCACUGCUGGCCCCUGAUAGCAUGCUGAAAGGGCUGCCACCUGUACACAUAGUGGCUUGUGCAUUGGACCCCAUGCUGGAUGACUCGGUGAUGUUUGCCAAGCGUUUGAGGAACGUGGACCAGCCUGUCACUUUAUGCGUGGUGGACGACCUCCCCCAUGGCUUUCUCAGCCUAUCACAGCUCUCCAGGGAGACGAGAGAAGCUGCCAAUGUCUGUGUGGAGCGAAUCCGUUGUGUCUUUACCCAGGAGGACACGCCUCCGGAGCCACGCAAACACCGCAAGCUGGAACGGACCGAUAGGGGUGUUGCUGUCUCUUCUGGGGAAACCAGUUCUCUCUUCAUCGCUCCUGAUGAGGGAGAGGAGCGAGCUGUUGGAAUAGGGGCUAAAAUUGCAGAUGGGGAGGGCUUAGUUUCUGUGGCAUCACAGAACAACACAGAUGUCGGUGGUAUAGGGGCUUAAAUGGGGUUAGAUAGAAUAGAGGACUGCUGCUCAUCCAAGGAGUGAAGAGAGAAAGAGUAAAUGAAAGUCAGACAGAUUUAGGCAAUGCAAAGCCUAAGAGAGAGAGGGAGAGUUCAGAAAAGCAGGAGGAGGGAGAAUUGAAGGAAGCUGGGAGAUUGCCCAGUUUUUGAGAUACAGAACAAAAUAGAAGGGGAGCACUGAGAUGCAACUUCCUCUGCUUUUGAAUUCUCUUGUUACUUGACUUUGCACCACGGUGCACUGCUGCAAACCUCUGGCUGACAGACAAAACAAAUACACCCACAAAAGACGGUCAUAUUUCAGAAUAGGAUGGUGAUUUAGGAGCCGCUUUGAUCAAAGACCAGCACUCACCCACACAAACCCACACACACAACACACAUACUUAACAUCUUUGCCAUUGGGCGGCAGGGGCUCGGACAUAAAGCAGUGCAGAAGGUUCUUGAGACGACGUCUGAAUGGGUGAUUCAUGUAGGCCAAGGCAACCAUUUGAGUCCCUAAUCAGAUAGUGGUAGGCACACUAUAGGCUUCUCUAUAGAGCCAUCCCCAUCUAAAUGGCCACUUGUCCUUUAGGGAGCCAUUCUAAAUCACACUUAAUAACUCCACAUUGUGUUCUCUAUUACGCUGGUUUGGCAGUCAAUGCAGCUCACUUUGUGGAUCGUAACUCUGUUGACUCUCCCAAAUAGAAUUGCAAAGCUAAAAGACAGCAGACUUAAAUGCUCUAAACAGGAUGGAUUGAUUUGCUCCUUCCUUAAAAAUCCAUUGCAUUUGUUAAUCAUAUUAUUAAUCCAAUGCUUUAGUAUUACUUUAAUGUUGUUGUUUUUUUUCUAAUGUAUUAUAACCUCCAAUUCAUCAUUAUAGCUUUUCUUUGUUGAUUUAUGUAUUAUGUUGUUUGGUAUAUGUCAUCAAUUGUUGCUUAUUCCACAUUUUUGAAUGUGCUAAAUAUUUAACUCUGCUUCUCUAGCGACUGCUGCUCUGCCAUCCUUUGCCUUCACAAUUAGGUUCAUAUUCCGCUUUCAGAGUAUUUCACAGGGACGCAGUGCCCUGUCUAGAUGCUGCUGAGGUUUUUGUAGUGUUGACAUUACUAAUGCAAAAGAUUGCAUUUUAUUGAUUGUUAUAGUGCAACUUUUUUGGAGAUGCACUGAGAUGCACUACUUUCUGAAUACAGGGACACACUUGGAAAAUCACAGCUCUGAAAAAAGACAGGCUUUUUUUUGGUUUAAGACUAAAAGUGAGUGCUUGUUUAGAGAUAGAAGCAACAAGAUCUACAGUCCUUAACUAUCAAUAUGUGUUCUAAUUCACUGCACUGAUUUCCUCCCAAGUAGCCACGCUUACCCUCACCAAGUUUUAUUCCUUCCCUACCCAAUAUAUAGUGCGUCAAUUCACCAUUUCUCUUGAGCCAGGGGACUUCCUGUCUGAAUACCUGCUUCUACAAAUGAGGUUUUUAGAAAAGCCACAGGCCCUAGACCAAGAAAAGGGAUUGUAAGAGCACUGUGUAAAAGGCACUGAACUUGUAUUUGGCCAAGUACAAGUGGCUGAUCGCCCAAAGUGAGCAGAAUUUUUGCUGCUUGCUGUUGCAUUAGGGGUCGACUUUGUCUUUGAUGACCUCAGGGCACUCUGCCUAGCUUGUUGUCAUUGAAUCACUUUGAAGUUAAGGAAAAUGUCCUUUGGAGGGUCAGUCCCUCUAUCAAGUCCAACUAAAUAUAGAUGCCAACAAUGCUGGCGCUGUCGUGCCCUUGCCUGGUAGCAGGGCUGGGUUGCCAGGUCUGUAGAGAGGGAUGCUGUGUGAUGAAUAGGAUUUAGCUGAAGCUCUGAGUGCGAAAUCCCCCCGUAGAAGAGCAGGAUUUUCAGCAGGAAAGUCAUGCUACAGGAUUAGACCAUGCUCAGUUCUGUCAGCUUGGAGUACUUACUGCAAUAUUUUUAGUCAGAUUGAUAGAGAGAACCAGGGCCGUGAAGAGGAGCAAAGUAAUACACUCAUCCUCUUGGAGAUGCUGGGUUAAAGUUUGUGCUUGCAUUACUGGUUGCUGUUAAUGCUCACUCUGCACUUUUGCUGUAGUUCGUCUGUUGAUCCGAGCAAGUCUAUUUUAGACUUGCAGUUGUGUAGAUACAUGUCACUUUUUCGGUGCUCGGUUGCUGAAUUUGCUGCUCAAGCUAAGUCUGCGUGUGUGCAGUCACAUGACUGUAAAUUGUGGUGUGUGUGAAGCCACCAACCCAGGUUAGAAACAUGAGCUCACAUGUGCACAUCAUUGUGUGUGGCAUGCAUUUACAUAAAGACAGGACAGCGGUUUUCAGGUAAGAGACUGUUGGUGCUGUCAGUCUUGUGUUGUUGCAUUGCAAGCUGUUUGACAUUCAUGGCUCUAAUGGACAGCAGUAACCUGGAUGAAGUGUACAGGCUUGACUUGUGCAUCAGUACUGCAGAUGCCACCUGUGCACCUGUACCUGCAGGGCUGCUGGGUCAUCAGCUUUCUGAAUAAAGCUUAUAUGGACUAGCACAACUCUUGACUUUUAAAGUGUUGCCCAUACAAUAUGUUUAACUCUUUUUGCGUAGUUGUGGCUUGAGUUAGUAAUUGUAUGAAUUGCUGUAGACGUUACAUUGUGUCAAAUGUGAACAUUGCAGUUUAACUACCGUAAGCCUCUUGCCCUUGAUGUCCGCUGCAAAAAGCUAACUCAAGUGCAGUUGAUGAUCUAAAGAGCCCAUCUGGUGUUUUGGACAGAUGAGGCAUCCUACACUGCUGCUGUCAUUAAUCUGCACACCGUCAGUGUUGCAAUUAAGGUUUAACCUCCACAUUCCUUGCAUUUGAGGUUUUGCCACUGCUUAUGCUGCCUACAAUUUGAGCUGUGAUGAUUUUACUCAGCAUUAUUUAGCGCAAUUAGCGUUGUCUCAUACAAUGUGUAUGUGUUGAUGAUACACAGAGCAGUUUUAUAAUCACAAAUCAUUGUCACACAUUGUCCUUGUAAGUAAAAAUGGUUGCAGUGGUUCAGUGUAAUAUUGUCUUUUGGUUGUGUAAUUAUCAGGUUGUAGAGCAUACCUCUACCUUUUUCCUCAGUGAAAGCUUUUCCCUCAAGAGACUUUCUUGGCCCCAGGCUGAUUUCAGUGAAGUGCAAUGUGAUAAACCCAACUGCAAACAUAAGAGCUUGCAGCUUCAAUGAUUAGGUCAAGAUACACAGCUAUGCAGUUAUAUACCAGCAUAAGUUCACUUUGUGAUGACUUUGCUUCUUCUGACAGAUAUUCAGCAGACAUUUACUGUGGUCAAAUGUGUUUGAAUCACUUGAGUUGAGACUUUAUUGUUAGCAUACCAAGUCAUAUGCUAUGCCAAUAAGUUUUUAAAUAGACUGGAUAAGAUUCCACAAAAUAUGAUCCUGUCACAAUCACACCACUGCGUUCAACUGAUCCUGACAGCUUCUCAUAAACGCUUCCUAAUGACAGCUCACUUGAUUCACCAGUUAACCUGCAAAUACACUUCAGGUUUCAAACAGAAUCCAAAACUGCGCUCAGUCGUCGUAUAUCUAAUGCACUGUCCUCAUACUUUGAGCUAGAGCUGCUUCUAACACUUGUUUUCAUUUUCAGCUAAUGUCUUGAUUAUUUUCUUGAUUAAUUGACUAGUUUUUUUUAUCUGAAAAAGCGAAAAGUUCCCCACAGCUGAAGGCGAUGUCAUCAAAUGUCUUGUUUUGUCCCAACCAACAGUCCACAACCUAAAGAUAUUUAGUUUACAUAUUUACAUUUGAGAAGCUGGAAUAAGAGAAUUUGGAAAUCAUCUUCUUAAAAAUGACUCUAUAUGAUUAAUCAAUUAUCAAACUAGUUGGGGAUUAAUGUAAUAUUUGCGAACUAAUCAAUUAUUUGACUAAUCUUUGCAGCUCCUUAUCAAGCCAUUUGAUGUUUAAUUGUGUCAGUGAAAAUGCAGGUGGUGUUCAUUGUGAUAGCGUGUGUGUACUCCAUAUGCAAAUGUUAACACUGCAAAAUGCAGUUUUGAAGUAGAACUUGAUUUUACCUUGAAAAAAAAAAACAUGCAAGCCAUAGACUGGAAAAAAUUAAGUUUACUUUUUUUUUUAUUAUUAUUAUUUCCUUUUAUUAAAAAAAAACACCACAAGUGCAAACCUGUGAAUAAAAAUAAUGAAUGUAUAUUAAACAAUGACAUGAUUUCUGUAGAUAGUUUUUUUCUUUGAAAUCUGUUCAUCUGAUUGACAUGAUUUUGACCCCUGCAUUUUCUUUGCAGGAUAAAUUGAUGUGUCAGAUGCCACAAGUAGGCUGGUUUCUCUCCCUGUUGAUUUUUAUUGAAAUAAAUAUAUUCUCCCAUGAAUAA
Messenger RNA from Myripristis murdjan (pinecone soldierfish), 7040 nucleotides. RefSeq names its product lipase, hormone-sensitive b (gene lipeb). Gene Ontology annotation, molecular function: sterol ester esterase activity; triacylglycerol lipase activity. Gene Ontology annotation, biological process: cholesterol metabolic process; triglyceride catabolic process. NCBI's taxonomy places the organism in Eukaryota, Metazoa, Chordata, Actinopteri, Holocentriformes, Holocentridae. The coding region runs from base 16 to 2724 and encodes 902 amino acids. The record is from RefSeq and is a predicted model, not a curated record. Gene Ontology annotation, cellular component: cytosol. The transcript has 16 exons.